This is a messenger RNA of Pieris brassicae (large cabbage white), 600 nucleotides long. Its product is annotated as coiled-coil-helix-coiled-coil-helix domain-containing protein 7. The record is from RefSeq and is a predicted model, not a curated record. Bases 142 to 405 code for a protein of 87 amino acids. The transcript is spliced from 3 exons. NCBI's taxonomy places the organism in Eukaryota, Metazoa, Arthropoda, Insecta, Lepidoptera, Pieridae.
AACAUAAACUAUAAUUUGUCGUUGUCAAAAUAAUGGGAAAAAUUACAAAAACACUGUAGUGAUUAGCAUGGAUUUACCCUGAUUACCCCAAAUCACAUUAAUAAAUAAUUUCUGCAUAUAAAAUAUACAAGAAUAAGUAUUAUGCCUUCUUUAAAAAAUCCUGAUGCUGAGCGCAAUAACCCUUGCCUAAAGGAACAAGAAGCUUCCUACAAAUGUUUGGAUAAAAAUGGGUUUGACGCAGAGAAGUGUGAAUUAUAUUUUGAUAACUACAAUACAUGUAAAAAGUUUUGGGGUAAAGUAUCCAAAGAUCGCAGAGCAAAGGGCCUAACUCCUUACCUUCCAGAUCUCACAGAGAGAGAGCAUGUCAAACAGGAGUACUUGAAAAACGUUUAUUUUACGUCAUAAUAUUAUUUAAAAUUAUUUAUUAGACUAAUUAUAACUUUCCAAACAAAUCUUGUUUUACAUAUUAUAUUACAGAGGUUUUUUGACGUCUUGAUAAUUAAGACUUAAAAGUUAGAUUUUCUACUGAAACUUUAUUUUAAAGCUAUCAAAAUAACAGAUAGAAAUUUAAUACAAGGUAAAUAAAAUAUUGUUAUAUUA